CCUGUGGGGAAAUGUUGGGAGUGCAGAGAACUGCAGACGGAAGCCAGACUUGCCCAGUUCUCAAACGUUUUAGUUCAUGCUAAGCAUUUGGAAGGCAAAGAUUCAGAGUUACUAUCCAGGUCGUCCUCCGAACUUCAGGAAUCUGGGCAGCAUGUGCGCGCAGAUGUGGGGCCUCGCCCCCGCCCCCGCGCCCCAUCCCCACCCCCCAGAUCCUGGCCGGCGGAGGCGCGGCGCGGAGGCGGCUGUGGCAGGCAGGGCCGGGCGUGGCACCCUCGGAGCCCGUAAAAGCCGCGUGCGGACUGCCAGCUGGGCACUGACAACCAGAACCAUGGCGCGUCCCAACCUCGUUCUGGCCAUUGGCCUGGCCCUGCUCGCCUUCUGCCUCCUGGCGCUGCCGGAGGACACCUGGGCGGCGCCGCGGGAGCACAUGACUGGAGGACGCCAGAAUCUGUCGCCCGACGACCCGCAGGUGCAGAAGGCGGCGCAGGCAGCCGUGGCCGGCUACAACAUGGGCAACAACAGCCCCUACUUCUUCCGUGACACCAAAGUCAUCAAGGCGGAGAGCCAGCUGGUGGCAGGCAUCAAGUACUACCUAACCCUGGACUUGGGGAGCACAGCCUGCAGGAAGAGCAAACUUGCUGGAGACAACGUGAACCUCACCACCUGUCCCUUCGCUGCAGGGGCAGAAGAGGAGAGGCUGCGCUGUGACUUUGAGAUCCUAGUUGUCCCCUGGCAGAACUCCACCAAGCUGCUGAAGCAGGACUGCGUGCCGCUGUGAGGGCCCCAGGCAGGCAGCUGCCGUGGGCACCCCAGCCCCCCACCCAAUAAAUCCCCAGCAAGCGUC
Ochotona princeps (American pika) is the source of this 844-nucleotide messenger RNA. It is a transcript of the gene CST6, whose product is annotated as cystatin E/M. Bases 77 to 778 code for a protein of 233 amino acids. The record is from RefSeq and is a predicted model, not a curated record. Gene Ontology annotation, molecular function: cysteine-type endopeptidase inhibitor activity. Gene Ontology annotation, cellular component: extracellular exosome. NCBI's taxonomy places the organism in Eukaryota, Metazoa, Chordata, Mammalia, Lagomorpha, Ochotonidae. The transcript has 4 exons.